Molecule: messenger RNA, 4166 nt
Organism: Pantherophis guttatus
Lineage: Eukaryota; Metazoa; Chordata; Lepidosauria; Squamata; Colubridae
Gene: GTF3C2
Product: general transcription factor IIIC subunit 2
Biological process (GO): transcription by RNA polymerase III
Cellular component (GO): transcription factor TFIIIC complex
Molecular function (GO): protein binding
Source: RefSeq, a predicted model, not a curated record
UCACCGCUAUUAUCCUUGUAGCGUCCGCCAUCUUUGCUGCUCCGGCCAGACACCGGUUUCCAUGCGGGGAGAACAAGGCCAAGCGAUGUGCAAGAUGAAAAGAGUGGCACCUGUCUGAAGAGCUGUGGUGUCUUCAUGGAACCUUGUCUCACACCAAGCUGUGACAUGGGAAUAGUGAGGGAAGCCAUAGACCAACAGGAUGGAAGUAUCAGUCAGACUCUGUGCACAGCAUCUUGCUUGAGAAAACCUCACUGGGAUGGGCAGAAUAAUACAAUAGUGGAAGGAUUGGCUUCAGCAGAUAUAGGUUUAAGGAACACAGAACCAGCAGUUGCCCCUGGAGUGGAAACCUGUCUUGAAGAAGACCGGCCAGAGCAGCAAAGCUCUUGCUGCAAGAAAAGACAUCUAGAAGACGUGGAAGAAGAACUGCUUCCUAAGCAGCUGAGGGGGCAAGAAGGAGAGAUAGGUCACGUGGAAAUGCUUGCAGAUGAACCAUGUCCUUCCCCAGUUCCAGUUUCCACUCUUUCGAAAGAGGUUCCGUCAGCUAUCCCAGCCAUAAAGAAGCAUUCCCGUGGGCGGAAACCCCGAAAGAAAGUCUCUGUCCACAAAGAUUCCAUUCCCAAGGGACCAAGCGAAGGCCCCGGGCCAUCUGAGAAUGGCUCCUCUCUUCCUGUUAAAGUGCCAAAGAAGCGAGGACGCAAGUCCAAAGAAGAGCUCCUGUUACUGAGGCUAGCUCAAGGACUGGACAGUCAGUCAUCCGAGUCCCUUUGCCAGCAGAAGUCUCUAUCUAGCAAUGAGAGCCUUGAUUCUCUUGAGACCAUGCCUGGUGGACGACCAAAGCGCCGUGCAGCUAAAGCAGCCCUUCUGUAUCUACAGGAAUUGGCUGAAGAACUGACAUCUGCUUACCAGGCUCCUCCUUGCAAUGAAACCCCAAAGGAUACCCCUAAAACUGAGGAGCCCAGUAAGAAACGACGAGGCCGCAAGCCAAAAGAACAGAAGUUGGAAAAUGAAGAAGAUGUGGACUUUGUCCCCUCAGAAGAAAGUUUUCUGCAGGAGGAGGAGGAAGAAGAGCAUUAUGACCUAGUGAUGAAUGAGGCUAUGAAGUCUGAGAGGGAGUCCAGCUCAUGCAAACCAGUGAGGUCCAAACCUCAGCGCCGAGAAUUUGGUUCCAAUGGCUUGUACAAUUCCAUGAUAGGCCCUAUAUGGAAGUGUCUCUCCAUCACUCACCGCUUACGUGAGCAGCACCAUUCCCACUGGGAGUUUCCAGAGUGGAUUCCCUCUGCCCAGAAGUGGAUUUUUCUCUCAGAGAGUGAAGCAGAUAAAUUCCUUCCUGCUGAGCCCAAGUCCCCACUCUUCUCUAUCAAGAGAGAAGGUUUGCAAGAAAGCAGUGUCUUGUACCGGAUUAACAGGUUUAAUGCCUUACAACCUCAUGAGGACCGCUUAGACAUGACUUUCUUUGUUGGGGGUCCUGUCUGGGCUUUGGAGUGGUGCCCAACCCCUGAAGGCUCUGUGGCAUCUCAGUAUGUGGCUAUCUACUGCAAUCCCAGCAUGAAUGUUCAGCAUUCUUUGUCACAAAUCCAUACAGGACCAGCUCUGCUUCAGCUCUGGGAGCUUGGGCCUAUCCAGGAAGACAAAGGGUCUGUUACCAAGCCAGGACUUGCAUAUGCAAUUGCCACUGAUCAUGGUUGUAUUUGGGACAUGAAAUUUUGUCCCAGUGGCGCUUGGGAACCCCCUAUCUCUCAGCGCAAGCUCCCUCACAUGAGUCGGCUGGGAUUACUGGCUGUAGCCUUUUCUAGUGGCAAAGUGUUGCUGUACAGCCUUCCCCAUGCGGAAGACUUGAAUGCCUACCGAAGAACACAGGUAACAGGUGCAUCUUCCUCUCGGCAUGUCAUCUGCAAGGUCCAGUAUGUGGCCACUUUGCAGGUAGGCUCCAUUCAGGCUGGGAAUUCCUCCGAAUGUGGGCAGUGUUUCAGCUUGGCCUGGAUGCCAACCAAGCCUCAUGAGCAUUUGGCUGCAGGUUUCUAUGAUGGUACAGUGGCUCUCUGGAAUCUGCUCACCAAGUCUCUGUUACAAAGAGUACGCCAGCCUGAUGGCUCCCUCAAACUGUAUCCGUUCCGUUGCUUCCUGGCCCAUGACCAUGCUGUGAGCAACAUCCAGUGGUGCAAAGCAAACAGCAAUUUCGUGGUGACUACAGGCAAUGAUCGCAAAAUCAAAUUUUGGGACUUGCGCCGACUGCAUGAACCUAUCAACAGUAUCAAGCGUUACUUGAGCACAGAGAUUGCCUGGCUGCUACCCUACAGUGGAAUCACAGUGGCACAAGAUAGCUGCUAUGCCUCGUAUGGACUAGGUGGGAUCCACUAUUUGGAUGCUGGCUAUCGUGACUUUCGAGCCUAUUUUGUGCUCCCUCGCAAAGGCACCGUAUGGAGUAUCUCUGGAUCUGAUUGGCUGAACACAGUGGCUGCUGGUGAUAUCGCAGGGGAAUUGGUGGCUGCAGUGAUGCCUGAUCUUUCAGUCAACCCACAAAAUGUCAAGCGGCCAUCAGACCGUCGAUUUCUCAUCUGCAAAGCAGUUUUACAGCCCAAUGACCCACUUAACAAGAUUGCAACAGAGGCAACAGCCUGUGAGAAGCCACAGGCAGUGGGCAAAACGUGCAAUGAAUCGGUAGCCCAGAAUUUCAUUUUCUUCCAGGAUGCUGAUUUGACAUCUUUCAAGAGCCUCUUUAGGCAGAAGCCCCUGAAACGCAUGCCAAAAGAAGUAAAAGAAGGAGCUGUCCUGGGCCGGAUGCAGCUAGAGACUGUACAUAAGGUGCGCUUCAGCCCAAACCUUGACAGCCAUAGUUGGGUAGCGUCUGGUGGUCAGUCUGGCCUUGUGCGACUUCACUGUGUUCGGGCAUUGGUUUUCCCCCGCGGCCACAAGCUUCUCCUUGACUGUCAGGCCCAGUUCAGUUCCAUGUUUGAUUCAGAGAGACAGACUGACUGCCCCACAACCAUCUCAUCUGCGGUGCACACUGCUGUCAGCUGAAUAUCACCCGGGGCAGCUCUAUUUGGGGCAUCAGCAUACAUGGCUGACAAAUUGAAGGCCUUUUGUGAGAAUCCUGGAAUUAUUAGAAUAUACAGAACACAACCAAACAUGAAAUUACAAGAGGAUGUUGGCCAUAUGGAAACAGAUAAGCUGAAGAGAAUGACAAAGGCAGGGUUUGGCCAGAUGAGUGGAAUAUACUGGAGCUUCUAGCAGCACCGGAAGUCAGCUCCUGUUGUGCGAGAAAGGGCAAUGGCGAGGAAUAGUCCAUCCUGCUGUAUCUCUGCCAUGUGGUGAUACUUCUCUCUUUGAGCUCUCUCCUGAGAUUCUCCUGCAUGGCACAAAGUUCAGAAGGAAGGAGGGAUUUCAUCUCCCUCUAGCUAGUCUGGUGGAAUAGUACCCCAUAUUCUUCCUGCAUAGAUCUGGAGAGUUUCCUGAAACCUAGAUCUGCUCUGAUUAAAGCAUCAACAAGACUUUCUUGCCCCAUUGCUCAUCCUGCUUCUCCCAGUCUUGUUGGUGACAAUAAUUUUGCUCACAUUGAGCCAUUUUGUUGUCUUAACCAUUAUUAAAAUGUGUUUUGAUUUGUAAAAGCGCUUUCUUUCUUUGGAAAGGGCUUCACAUGUCCCCUUCCUCCUGUGGUGAUAAAUAAGGAAAUAAGCCUAAGGAGUCCUUGGUGCUCUCUGAGCUUGGCUGCUUGCUUGCAGAUGUUUCAUUACCUAACUAGGUAACAUCAUCAGUGUGAUUGAUAAGGCUAUGUGCAUCUUUGUCUUCAAAAUGAGUUAAGAGUAGUGAAUUUUAGAUACUCUCUUAGGAAUCUGUUUUAGUUUUAAAGAGUAAAUUUGUACCAUUUCCUUUAUCGUGGUAAAUUGCACGUUUGUAGUAUAUUGUUUCUAAGGAGAUCUUGGACAAGACUCAAUCCAUGUCCUAAUCUGUCUUCCAUGACAAAUGCUACUCACAUUCCUCCAUCAGCUGUCAACACCAAGGACUUCUUUCAAACAACAAAGUAGGUAUUCCUAAAUCUUAUAGAGACUCUUCAACUACGCUGCAACUUUUAGCGGUUGCCCAUAAUUUUCACUCUUGUGGAAGACUGAGUAAAAAGGCUAUUUGAACUCUGAGUAUUUAAUAAAAUUGAUCUCUUCCCCCUACCACCA